This is a messenger RNA of Danio aesculapii, 6330 nucleotides long. Its product is annotated as ras-related protein Rab-39B. The transcript has 2 exons. The record is from RefSeq and is a predicted model, not a curated record. The coding region runs from base 144 to 806 and encodes 220 amino acids. Lineage: Eukaryota; Metazoa; Chordata; Actinopteri; Cypriniformes; Danionidae. Gene Ontology annotation, molecular function: GTPase activity; GTP binding.
ACUGUUUCUCGUUGUGCAACAGUAAAAUAUGUCUCUGACAGGCUGCUAUUGUUUUGAGAAAGGUGUGUAUGCAAAGGUGUAUUCUGUAGACCUCUCCCUGUGCAUGUGUGUGUGUGUUUUUAACCUGUUUGUUCAGUGUGUAAAUGCUUAAAGUGAAGCGACUCACCAUGGAGGUGCCGUGGAGCUUUAGGUUUGGAAUUGUGAUUUUAGGAGACUCUUGUGUGGGGAAAUCCUCUCUUCUUCGUCGAUUCACUGAAGGCACGUUCGAGGAGGCUCGUCAGUCUCCUCUGGGAAUUGAUUUUAAGGUGCAUAACAUGAAGAUUGAGCCUGAUGUGCUGAUUAAGCUGCUUCUGUGGGACACGGCAGGACAGGAGAGAUUCAGGUCGAUCUGUAAGUCUUACAUGAGGAACUCGGUUGGCUGUAUCCUGAUGUUUGACGUCUCUCAGCGCAUGUCGUUUGAACGUGUUUCCCUCUGGCAUCAGGAAGUGCUGGAUUACGUGAAGCCAAACCCGAUGAUAUUCCUGCUGGUGGCUCAUAAAAGUGACCUGGCCGUGUGCAGAGAGGUCAGAAAGAGCGAAGGAGAAGCUCUGGCUAAAAAACUCAACAUGCUGGCCUAUUUGGAGGUGUCCACAAAAGACAACAUUAACGUCAGCGAGGCGUUCGAGACUCUGACCACGGGAAUAUAUCAGCACUUCCAGAAAGGGAAAAUCUCCGUCCGUGAUGACUGGCACGGUUUAACGGUCGGUACUCCUGUUAAAAAUGAGAAAACCGUGACAAAAAAGUCUGCCUGCUGCAACUGCGGAUGAAUCUACAAUACUAAACACUCGUGGAGAGAGUAUUAUUGUCUAAAAAAUGAUGUUUACCACAGUAUUGUACAUGUAAAUUCAAACAGCACUGAACUCCAUGUAAAUUUAGGUAAAGGAGAUCAAAUAAUGGAGAUAAUCAUUAGUUUAUGAAUGAACAACCUAUAAGGAAAGUAUAUUGACAUGGUAGAUAUUUAAAUAGUUCCAUGUGAAAAUACUGUAGUAAUUUAUAGUAAGUCAAUUCUAUUGAUUUUGAACCAUAUACUAAAGGCUGAUUUAUACUUCUGCAUCAAGCGCACGCGUAUGAUCCGGUGCAGCCUUCACGCAGUCCCAUUCCCCUCGCCGCGCAACAAUUUUAAUCAUAAGGUAAACACAAAACAAAAGCUUCCAUUUGGAGCUCCUUCACGGCACUCAACACUUGUAAACACUCGCUCCAAUGGGCUCACGGCUCUUAGCACCGCACACACUCGUCAGCGCUACCAAGCCGACCAAUCACAGAGCUUGCGCAAUUCGACGUGUAGUUACAUUUUUGUAAGGUGCGCGUUGGCAUCAGCCAAUGUGAGGGGUUUGAGACCGCUCUAAGGCUGCACCGGAACAUAAACUUGAGAAGUAUAAAUCAGUCUUAAAUGCACGGCUGUGCGCAAGGCAGGCACCAUGGGUCAUGGUGAUCCCUCGGUGCAGAAGUACAAAUCAGCCUUUAAGUGUAUUAUACUGGGUAUUUUAUAGUAUUUACAAAACUGUUGAUUUAGUAUUAAAUUUAGCUAACUGAUAAACUGUAAUGAAUACUGUAGUAUACCUUAGUAUUUACUACCCAGCAGGCACAGGACAUCAACAUGACGUCAGAUUGAUCUUGUACCCUAAUGUCGUGGAGACGAUGCAUUUUGGAUGGAAAUGAAAACCGGGUUGACGUCAGAACCCAAUGUAAGACAGAUGUCCGUGUCCAAUGUUGGACAGAUAUUAGAUUUCGGUCACUUUCCAUUACAACGUAAAAAACUAAUUUCAACCUCUAAUGAUGUUACAUCCUGACGUUGUGUGGACGUUACCAUUAUGAUGUCUAUCAGACAUUGGAUUUUGGUUGAAUAAAUGUCAGUAUUUGACAUCAAUGACGUUGGAUUUUGUUCGCUUUCCAACACAACAUUGAAUUUUGGUCACCUGACAUCACAACCUAAGGCCCAAUCCCAAUUCUACCACUUAGCUCUUCUCUUUACCCAAUUCCCAAUUCUCUUUAGCUUGAAGGUGUCAGGCUAAGGGGAAGGGGUGAAUAGCCCUUCAAAUGAAGAUUUUUCAGGACCACACUCGAAACCAAGGGGUACGAAAAUUUCCCAGAAUACAGCAGCCGCAGUUGCACCCGGAAGUAAGGAGAUCCACAAAUUAGUAUUUAUUGUCAUCAUUACGAACUUUUACAACAAACAAGCACAUGUUUUAAUAUACUUAUAACCGCAUUCGUGUUUCAUCGUCAUGCUUUAAAGAAAAACGCUAAAAUAAAAAACGCUAAAUAUCGAUAUCUAUAUAUAUCAUGAUAUAUCGCUAUCUAUCAUAAAUCCUGUACAGCCAUCCCACAACAUUCUGACACUCGAUGACACUCCAAUCCCCUGUCAGAAAUGUCUAGUAGCUGUCAAUGGGCUUUUCACAGUGUCUGCUAAAAUGUUAAUGUUGUUUUGGUGUGUUUACAUAGGUGAAUAUGGCCACUGUAUAAAUGCACAGUACAGUUGCGAUCUUAUCGCCACAUUAGAUCGUUAUAACAUAAUAUAUGCCUUCAGUGAUCUCCUGAAGAUAAAUACCAAAAAAUAACAUGACUGGAAUAACUACAACAGUCGCGAUCGUCUGAUCUCAUAUGAAGCAAGAGAUCGUGAUGACAUAUGAUGACGUGUGCAGGUGCUGUAGUGCUGUCCCAUUUCUUAUGGGUAAAUUUUGAAGCCCUUCCCCUUCACAUUCGGUUUUAAGAGCCAAUGAGAAGGGGUAAAGGUACAAAAUAGAAUUGGGAUUGGGCCUAAAUCUAGCCUAAUAUUAACAUCAUAUGACGCUGUAUGCCUGCUGUACACUGUACUGUGGUGUAGGCAUGGGCCGGUAUAAGAUUCUGACGGUAUGAUAACCUUGGAUAAAAAUAUCACGGUUUCGUGGUAUUGUGAUUACUGCUCUAAAAUAUAUUCUAUUGAAAUGUCUGGGUAAAAACAAACUUUUUUCCUAUUUAAACACAAUAUAUUUUAUUUUGAGAAACAUUUAUAAUAUUUUAGAACAGUAAACAUGUCUGGCUAAACGAAUUAUUGACUUCUGCUGUCUUCAUUUGUUUCUAAAACAGAUUUUUUUACAAUUUAAAAUGGCAUCUUUUCUGCUGGAGAUACUGUUGUCCUAAAAAAAAACAAUCAAAAAAAUUAAAUAAUAAAAAAAAAUUGUACACAUACCUUAGAAACGGUAUUGCAGAAAAUUUUAUAAACCGCGGUAUAUAAACGGUUGUUGUCCCAUGCCUACUGUGGUGUAUUGUAGUAUGAUAACGUUAUUCCUUAUAGCUGUGGAAAACUAAAGUAUCGGGUCAUUUGUUUAUAUUACUAUAGUUGUUGAAUUACCAUAGCAACUAUAGAAUUACCACAACGGAUUAACUGAAGUACUUUACUAUAGUAUGGGUAAAAUACUGUAGUAUUUGCUAUAAAUUACUUUUAAUUAUUAUUUUGAUAAUUAAAAGUAAUUUUUUCAUGUGUAGUAAUGCCUUCAACUCCAUCUGAAAUCACAUAAUUCCUAUAGGGUAUAUGCUGAGCUAGUGUGUUUCCCAUACUGAUAAACUUACGGUGCUCUCUUAUUGUGUUUUUUUUUUUUUUCCAUUUUAUACGGUUCCUUUUACAGCAUCGAUGUUGUAAUGUAAUUAAAAUACAAUCAAUUAAACAGACUUUGGCAUUGAUUUAGUUGCUCAAGCGUAAAACGAGACAAAAAGCCGUUUACUCGCACGCACCCAUCAGAAUCGGCAGGCUAGCGCAGAAGCUCCAUUGAAUAUACUGGGGUAAAAUAAAUGCUCAUAUUAUAAAGACAUGGCGGGGGAAAAUGUUAUUUAAUGGAGUGCUUCUUGUACAAUCUGAGACCCACUUUAUAUCGUAUAUCACUCAGCCAGUGAAGAUCGCUGAUUAUUAAAGAAAACAGACCUUAAACGCACCGAUUUUGCAUUGGCAUACAAUUCACCAGAAACGAUUAACCCAGGUUACUGGCAAAUUCCAAAGUCCUAUUAGCGUGCUUCGGCAUAUAACCCAUUCCUGUGAAGGUGCAAAAAAGUCCAAUUAUUUAGCCUGCAUGGAAGAAUAUCAAAAGUGCAAUAAACAUCAUAAAAAAGGCAACACAUUGGACAUUUGGUCUUAGAUGAACAAGUAAAAAUAACAUGGACUUUUUUUAUCACGUUAAACAUGUUAGUGUACAUCAACAUGUUAGACGUGUGUACAGUUGUGCUACAACCAUGAUAACACUGUACUAAAACAUACCAGAAGGGUGUUGUGUUCGAAACAUGAUAGCAAUGUUGGUAACACUAGCAGUGUAUUAAGCGAUAAAGAAAUCUGAAUUGUUCUAACAUUAAUAAACAUGUUUACAGUGUGCUUAUACAUGGUUGCAUUGUAGUAAUCAUGCUAACAUAACACAUUAGCAUUGUACUAAAGCAUAGUAGCAAUAAGCACAUGCUAGAAGCAUAACAAUGUGUAAACAUGUUAGCAGUGUAGUAAAGUAUGCUAGAAACAUCCUAGACGUGUGGUAAAGUAUAUGCAAAAACAUACUAGUAUGGUAUGAAAGAUUUGGUGCAUGUUAGAAAAAAUAUGAUACAUGCUAGCAUUGUAAUAUAUCAUGCUAGAAACAUGCUAGCAGUGUGAUAAAUAUACUAGAAACAUAGUAGCAGUUUGGUAAUCAUGCUAGAAACAUGCUAACAAUGUAGUAAAUCAUGCUCAAAACAUGCUAACAGUGUGGUAAAGCAUGGUAGAACAUGAUGAAAGUGUGGUAAAUCAUGUUAGAAUAUGUUAGAAGUGUGGUAAAUCAUGCUAGAACCAUGGUAGAGUGGUAAAUCAUGUUAGAAGUGUGGUAAAUCAUGCUAGAACCAUAGUAGAGAGGUAAAUCAUGUUAGAAGUGUGGUAAAUCAUGCUAUAACCAUGGUAGUGUGGUAAAUCAUGUUAGAAACAUACUACCAAUGUGAUAUAUCAUGCUAGAAACAUGCUAGCAGUUUGGUAAUCAUGCUAGACAUAUUGUACUCUAACAGUGUGGUAAAUCAUGCUAAAAGCAUACUAACAAUGUGAUAUAUCAUGCAAGAAACAGGCUAGCAUUUCGAUAGUCAUGCUAGACAUAUUGUAAUAGUGUGGUAAAUCAUGCUAGAAGCAUGGUAAAUCAUGCUUGAAACAUGCUAACAGUAUGGUAAAUCAUGCUAGAACCAUGGUGGUGUGGUAAAUCAUGUUAGAAACAUACUAACAAUGUGAUAUAUCAUGCUAGAAACAUGCUAGCAGUUCGGUAAUCGUGCUAGACAUAUUCUAGGGUGGUAAGUCAUGCCAGAAGCAUGCUAGCAGUGUGUUAAUCAUGCUAGAAACAUGCUAACAGUCUGUUUAUCAUAUUAGAAACAUGCUAUCAUUGUGGUUAUCAUAUGUGCUAGAGUGUGGUAGUCAUGCCAGAAACAUGCUAGCAGUGUGAUAAAUCAUGUUAUAAACAUGCUAGCAGUGUAGUAAAUCAUGCUAGAAAUAUGUUAUUUAGAAACAAAUAGUUAAAUUAAAUGUUUUACCACACAGCUAGCAUGUUUUUAAUAUGACUUACCACAUGAUCACCACACUGCUAACAUAUUCCGAACAUGAUUUACCACACUGCUAACCUAAUACACACACACACACACACACACACACACACACACACACACACACACACACACACACACACACACACACACACACACACACACACACACACACACACACACACACACACACACACACACAAAGCCAUCUCUGCAAAAUAUUACAUGGCUCUUAAUAUAUGUGUAUGUGCGUGUGUGUGAGAGAUGCAGAAAGAGGAAUUGGUCAUUACAAACCUGUUAAGAGGAACCAAAACUGACUUCAGUCAAAAUUUUGUAGUAUUUUGGGUUUGGAAAAAGGUAUUUGACGGCAUUGUUACUGUUUUCAGCUGUUGUUUGCAAAUUGGUCUAAUUACCUUCGAUUAUCGCUGCUUUGUUACACACAACGAAGCUUCACGUACCUAUUUUCCAUAAAUAAAAAGGAUUCAAAUACAACAGCACCAUCUAGCGGACACAAUAAGCAACUUCAAUGAAAAUAAACACCUUUCAACAUUUUCCAUGCAACAAAAACUAAACUAAAAAAGUUCAAAUUAAGCAGAAAACUUCAUGUAAUCAAUGUUCAGCAUUAUCAGCACUUGAAAAUCCUUGUUUUUAGCAUACUGUCUCAUUGUAUUGCAGUAAUCAACUUUCAAUUAUUCCCUCAGGGUCUCCAUGAAUGGGAAAAUAAAUCAACCGUGGUUUCAUUUCAGUCACAUUUUAUUGUAUUAAAAUGACAAAGAUACAAAAAUCGAA